Molecule: messenger RNA, 5916 nt
Organism: Oreochromis niloticus (Nile tilapia)
Lineage: Eukaryota; Metazoa; Chordata; Actinopteri; Cichliformes; Cichlidae
Gene: zcchc24
Product: zinc finger, CCHC domain containing 24
Exons: 4
Coding region: 294-1013 (239 amino acids)
Molecular function (GO): nucleic acid binding; zinc ion binding
Source: RefSeq, a predicted model, not a curated record
UCAAAGAGCUUCUCUCUGCCCCGCCGCAAUAAAGGCAGAUAGCGGACCAUGGGGAGCAGGGGAAAACUUUUUAUACUGACAUGUUAACGCCAUGACUUUUGAGUAACAUCUAAGUGGGACGAGGCUCCCGGCGUGAGGAGGACAGGGCCUUUUACAGAAAGAAGAAGAAGAAAAGGGAACACUUGCCAUCAGUUUGGGGACGGGGACGGGAAAAAAGCAAGAUUUGAGACGAGUCCAGCAAAAAAGAAAAAAAAGAAGCGGUGGAAAUCCAGUUUGGACAUUUGAAUGGAAAGAUGAGCUUGCUGUCUGCCAUAGACACGAGUGCCUCCGUGUACCAGCCGGCUCAACUUCUCAACUGGGUCUAUCUCUCCUUACAAGACCCCCACCAGACCAGCGCCUUUGACGCGUUCAGACCCGAACCCAACUCUUCCCACCCGGAUCUCAAUUUCAGCAAGACUCCCGCAGCGGCGGAUUUGAGCUCUUCCCUGAACUCCAACUAUCUCAACAACUUCUUCCAGCUGCAGCGAAAUGAGGCCUUAAACAACAACGUGUAUAAGAACGUGUCUCCCUAUGGCUCCCUGAACAAUAUUGUGGACGGACUCAACUCCCUGACGGACCAUUUCUCAGACCUUUCCCUCUCUUCUGAAACAAGAAAACCGAACAAAAGACCCCCACCCAACUACUUGUGCCACCUGUGCUUCAACAAGGGCCACUAUAUCAAAGACUGCCCUCAGGCCAGACCCAAAGGUGAAGGACUGACACCCUACCAAGGGAAGAAGAGAUGCUUUGGAGAGUACAAGUGCCCUAAGUGUAAGAGGAAGUGGAUGAGUGGCAACUCCUGGGCUAACAUGGGACAAGAAUGUAUCAAAUGCCACAUCAACGUCUAUCCACACAAACAGCGACCUUUAGAGAAGCCAGAUGGCCUGGAUGUGUCUGACCAGAGUAAGGAGCACCCCCAACACCUGUGUGAGAAGUGUAAAGUCCUUGGCUACUACUGCCGCCGUGUGCAAUAAAUAUUCAUCAUUAUUCAGUGGCAGAGAGGAGCCGCUCCAUCCCAAACCCUGUUUUUUUAUCCGCCAUUGAGACAUUAUACAUCCUCCCUUCCCGGUCCACAUCCAGAUUUCCCUCAACACGACAUGGCACCCUUUCUUCUUCACGUCUUCCUCCCAGUGUCUCGGAAACAUCUAAUGUAGACAUUCGGUCUAAUCCUCCCAAAUCUCCUGAUGCCUUCCUUUAUUACCACAUCAAUUAAUUCUGCUCCCUCUACUCAGCCACUUGUGGAGCAUAGACUUUAGUCAUUCUUCUCCUCUUUCAGUGACAGUACAUCCAAGAAUAUGUUUGAGGGUCACCCUCUAUCUCUUGAAGUGCUCUUCAAAACAGCAAAAAAAAAAAAAAAAGGCCAAAAUGAUUGACUUUUUAUGCCUUGUGUAUCAGAACCACACGAUUAAUUUACUCAAUACUCAAUGUUUAACAACAGAAAAUUAUUAUAUUGAUGAUUUAGCACCAGGGUUGUAUUUCCUUGGCAUCACUGACAGUAUUUGUCUCAAUAGAUUACCUCACCUUGGGGUUUGUUGGCUUUGUGUUUACAGAGAUCUGCUUUCCAUUUCCCUGCCAAGUGAAGUGUGUGGAGAUGUGACGAACGUUUAACCGGGGCCUCUCAUGAUGGCAUAAUGUAUACGAGGCCUUUGAUGUCUUGCCUUAUUAGGGUCAGCAGCACAUCUUAUUAACUGUGAAUUAACCGAGGGAUAAUGUGCCAUGCAUCCCUAGCUUACAUUUGGCCUAUUUAUUUUCUUGUUGUCUCGUGUGCAAUUUGAAUUUUAACUGGGACAUAAAGAGACAUUUUUGUAUGUUUGUAUAUCGCAUUAUUGUGUAACUGCUUCCACUUGUCUUUAGAAACUACUGUAGGUUCAGUUGUAUAAAACGCUCCUUGGGCUAGAUUUAGUGCAUUGCUAAUAGGUAACGCUUCAUUUAUCCUAUUCCUAUUUUUGUUGUUGUUCUUGUCGUUCUUGCCUCUCAUAUAUUUGUUAGUGUUGGAAAAAAUAGACACUAGAUAGGCAGAAGAAGCUGUGGGGAAAAAUGGUUCAGUAAUUGUUGGCAGUCACAUAUUUUCCUUGUUUCAAAACUAUUGAUAAAAUGCUUGCCACAGCUUGUUUAGCAUUGAUAAACAUGAUUUUGGACCCUAAACUGUUCACAUAAAUCCUGAAUAGAUUUUAACCACAAGAUAGCAAAAUACAAAAGGAGCUGUUUGCUUGACAGAGAUUCAGAGAGACUUUUUUAUCCAAGUUUUAGUGCCAGUUGAUGUCUGGCAGCCUCAGUGGAGUCGGUGAAGCAAGAUGGAAAACUUUCCAAGGGCUUGCACACUGAAGAAACUAUGUCCAACAGCUAAUUGCAGCGUAGAGUGCCUAAAGGGAGGUGAAGCUUUGGAGAACUUUGCUUUUCAGGUUUGUCGAGAGACAGAAAGGUGGUUUGUGAUACGUUGAUGCUGAAAAUUCAUGGCUGUAUUGAAAUUUAUGGUGAGUUAAGUUUACAUUCGUUUUUAUGGGGCCUUAUAUCAUAAACCAUAUCUUUAAAGUGGAACUAUUAUGUAUUUUUUUCUCAUUUCUUGUUAUACAUAUAUACAUCCAGGCAUCCCUGAAAAGAGAAUUUUCCGGGUUAGCAAGCUAGUUUCCACCUAAAGACGAUAUGCCAUGUUCUGACUAAAGUAUUUCUAAAGAACAAGCACAACAUUUGACAUAAACAAAGAUGUAAAACAAAAAAGCAGUGACAUUUGGAGUAUCAUUGAGUAAUAAUUUGGAUUAUUGAAGUUAGGCUAGCAGAAGAUGCUAAAAAUAUGCUACCUGGUGGCUAGCUUUAGAGCUAGCUAUUAGCUUAAGCUAAUAUAAACUCUUUGCUAAUAAAAACUGUAAGAAUUGAGUUAAAUUGUUCAUGCUGUUCAGCUGGGAGAAAUAAAUCCAUUACAGAGCAGGAAGAAAAUGCUAAAAACAGAUCAAAUUUCAGCCAAAAGAGCAUCUUAGAUUAGCACAACCGCUACAUUAAUAUAUGACUGUAUGGUUUGAUUACUUGCUGUAAAAAAGUCCUGAUCCUAAGCCCAAGGUCCACACUGAAAUCUUGGUGUCAUUCUUUUGUGAAUCCUUUAAAUAUUUGGUGUUCGGGGCAAAGUAUUACAACACAUUAAAAAGAUGACAACCUCAACCAGUGCAGUAGGAGCUUGGACCAGGAAACAGGGCUGAUCCUAAAUGAGCUAAAAUGCCAUUUUUAAGAUCGUAGGGCUCCCCUGAGAAAUAUUUAUUAUUUUAAACCUAAACACACAAAAGUACAUCACUGUAGCCCACAAAUAAAAACACUCAUCUGGAAAUGAGCAUAAUAGAGCCACUUUAAAGGAAAAGGAAUACCCACUGUGGUUCCAUAUAUCACUAUGCAGAUGUGAAGCACUAAAGAGGAAACUAUUCUAGUUAUCAUUUAUGGAAAUCUGCUUUUCAAGGAUCCUUGGUAUAGGAAUUGUGAACUGUUUUAUAUGUACUGUAUUUCUAGCCUUACAAAAACUGGCUGACAAUAUUUUAUACUAUAACAUACUGUAUGUGCCUUAAAACGAUUGUGUCAAGGCUAAGAGGCCAUUUGAAGUUUCAAAGAUUUGUGGCGAGAGACUCAGAGGUGGAGCAGUAUUAUGUGCAUGUGGUUAACUGUGAUGCAGAGUAAGUUUGUUGUAGGUUCAAGAUGUGACACAGGACAGAAAAACGAUAAAGCUCCGCUAUUAGCGGUUGAACUGGCAUAGUGGGUGUUCGAUUCAUGUUGGAGGCACAGGCUGAAACAGCAUUUCCAGCUGGCAAAAACAAUCUUACUGUGGUCUGUUGUCAUGGAAUAUCAACAGAGAUGUUAUUUCUUAGUCGAUCCUCACAACAGAAUGAAGUUGACACAAACUGUGGACCUCACUCAUUGUUAUUUUUAUCUGUUAUCAUUAUGUUUUUUCAAGGAAACCGUGGGUUUUGUGAAAAAACACACAUUGUUACUUGCUUUAGUGGAAAUGGAUGAUAUUGGUGCAUUACACUGUUGGGAAAUUUAACUAAAUUCCAUCCGUUGAUUUAAAAGGGCACUCCAGUGAUUUACUAUUCCAGCUUCACCAGUUGGGAGGCCUGCAGGAGACACUAAAUAACAGUGCAUGCAGCAGUGGAUGAAAUAUCUUUACUUUCAGUUUGGCUCAAGCUCCAAAAAUGCAUCGACUAUUAUGCAACUCAGUAGCCUUUUAAAGUAAGCUCCAUAGACUGUAUAUAAACAAUGGAUUUCAAAAGCAGCAUCAGUGUUAAGACAUCUUAAAUUUACAUUCUUUGUAAUGGCCAAUAGAGGAUCGACUUCUGUGGUUGUAAAUGGACUUGAAGUCCAAAAGCACUUUUUACCACAAACCUCAUUCACCCAAUCAAAUACAAAGCACUUUUACUGUUACUGUAGGCUCUGUAUAAUACUUACGUACACACUCACACUCCGAUGAAUGCAUCGGGAGCAACUUGAGCUUCAGUACCUUGCCAAAGGAUUCUUCGGCAUGCAGAUUAAAGGAGCCAGGGAUCCAUUUGGUAGAUGACCUGCUCUACCUCCUAAACCACAACCAGAGAAAAUGAUCCACCAGCUCACUUUGAGUAUUGAGGUUUAUUUGUAUUUCCCAGCUGGUUGCUGGCAGUUGCUGGGAUAUUAUUGCUAAAGUCUGAAUUGUGGAGAUGUACAGAUCAGUCAGUGACCCCCUGGCAACCACCUGUUGCUAAGAAUCCUGUAUUCCCCAGCUGAUUAGCAAAAACCUCCUCCAAAAAAAAUGGAGGCUUGCCUUCAAAGUUGCACGUUUUCAAACAUGCUAGCUCUCCCUGGCAACCACUAGGGACUCCCUGGCCCCUACUGGUCGCCAAGGGGUCCCCACAUUUUUCUUUGGCAGUCGCUGAGGAAAAAUGUGUAUUUCACAACUGGUUGGUAAAAAACCUGUUUAUAUACCUUUGGUCACUAGCAGAUGGUCACGGUUACUCUUAGUUUGCAUGGAAUGAGCUGACUUGUCCACAAACACUGGCCAGCUAAUCUCCGUGGGGAAGUGACACAAACUGGAAACAGAAUGUUUUCCUUAAAAGUAGAAGUUGUGUCUUCUGCUUUUAGUUUGCAAGUGAAUGUUCUCUGUUUCUAGUUUGCAUCAGUGUUUGCAGAAAAGGAAGGCGUUGGCUUUCACGCAAACAAUCUGCUAGUGACCAACGCGACUGCGAGGUGGUUUCUGGUGCAGUGCCCUCUUUGCAACCAGUUUUACUCAGCCACAGGAACCACUUGUCAACUAGGCAGGAAAUAUACAUUUUUCUCACAUGAAUGUUGGUUGUAUCACAAUUACUUCUCAAUCACUGGUUUCAAGUCUUAUUUAAUACAGUGUGAUUUUUUUUUUUUUUUUUUAAAUAUGGCCCAUCUUUCAAAUUCACUUGAUGAACAAGUUGGCCAAAAUACUCAACUCGUAGCUUCAGAAUCAAAGUCCAAAAAACCUUGAAGUGUCCAAGUCCAUCUUCUAUAUACAGUCUAUGCUAGACUCCCCAGCCUACUAAAUGCUGACAAUAAAACUCCUCAGUUUUUAACACAAGCUUUAUGAUUUUUUCACAAUGACAAUGACCCUCCACAGCCCCAGAAGAUAUCACAGUAGCUAAAGGGCAAAUCUGUGGAGUGUCCCUUUGAAGGAGUAACUGAAAACACUUUGUUGCAUUUAAAGUAAAGACCCAGUUUUUAUGAAAGAUUCACCACUGUUGGGAACAACCCAUUUUUCUUCUUAUUAAUGUCUGUUUUUGUUCUAUGUAAUGACACUAGGCUAACAGGUCUCCCAUAACCUUAUUUUCUACAUUAGACCAUGUGGCUGUAGUGAAAGGAAUACAUACCAAUGAUGCCUUAUGAACUAACCUCAUAAAGAAAUAA